Molecule: messenger RNA, 502 nt
Organism: Aricia agestis (brown argus)
Lineage: Eukaryota; Metazoa; Arthropoda; Insecta; Lepidoptera; Lycaenidae
Gene: Pdrg1
Product: p53 and DNA damage-regulated protein 1
Exons: 1
Coding region: 44-433 (129 amino acids)
Biological process (GO): protein folding
Cellular component (GO): prefoldin complex
Source: RefSeq, a predicted model, not a curated record
UUGUAUUGAAAACAUAUUAAUAAUCUGUGAUUGAAAAGCAAACAUGGAAGAUCAAGGCAAGGUUUUAAAAUAUUUAGUAUCAGUAGAAAAGUUAGCCGAGGAAAUAAUUAGCGACAAACGUGAAAUAGUAAUGCUAGAUAAAAGAAGAAAUCAAAACAGAGAAGCGUUACGCGAUCUUACUAAAAAUGAACAAAAGAAAUGCUGGGUGACAGUCGGUUCAGUGCUGGUGAAACACAAUUUGGAAGACGCUAAAAACUUGUUAGAAGCAGAUCAAAAACAAAUUAAUAUAGACAUAAAUAAACUUCGAAGUAAUCUUAAGAUUAAAGUGAACAAUUUGCGAGACUUGGAAAUGCAGCCGCCCGUUCCUGGUUUAAUGCUAGUACCUAUGUCUCAAAGAGAAACAGAAUAUUUUUCUAAAUCUGGAGUAUUUUAAUAAUUUAACAAUGAAGUUUUCAAUAUUUUAUAUUUAUAUUAAACAUAUCUUUAAUUCUCUUGAAAACAG